Messenger RNA from Klebsormidium nitens, 4050 nucleotides. Lineage: Eukaryota; Viridiplantae; Streptophyta; Klebsormidiophyceae; Klebsormidiales; Klebsormidiaceae. The record is from the annotation of a GenBank genome assembly.
CCCAGACCAUGCUCCCCUGUCGAGCUUCGGACAUCGGCCAGUCGGUUGUUGACCUUGGAGACAGCCUCCCGCUGGCUGGGCGGUUCGAGGAAGGGCAUGACGAAGCCGUCCCGCUCUCUUCCGCUCUGUACGCCUGUCCAAAACCCAUGGCGUCCGAAGUUGCUUCGACAAGCGAUGAGGAAGUCCUUUGUCAGGUCGCCGCUGCCCCCGCCUACUCUGGGUGCGACACCCUUCGAGCGACUUCCUGCGUAGACGACUGUCGGACUGCCGAUUUGCUGGUCGUAGAAGACGCGCUCAUGGACGACGCAAGCAGUCAGCCGACCGAGUGCUUUGCAGCCCUCAAAGAAGAAUGCGAGGCGCCAGCAAAAACCAUCUUCGCCGCAAUCAUGAACCUGGCGGUGUCCCAGGGAGCUCCGUUCAAUCUGGACGAGUGGGGCCAGCUGUGGUGCUUCAAGCUUGCCCCUGUUCUUGCCGCCUUCGAAAAGCACGCCGGACCGUGCCCCGGUGCCUUCAUCGCUGCACGUGAUGCUGGGGGGAAUAAGGGGGCCAAGGGGUUCACCGUGUUCUUGAGCGCAAUGGAGUUUGAGACGUAUGUUGCGGGCGUCCAAGCGGCUGGCCUCACGCCGAGCCUGUACGAGGUCCUGCUCUCCUCUGAAGCAUCCUGGCUCUACCUUGACCUCGACUACACGUCAUCAUCCGAGGUCCCAGGCGACUUUGACGAACGGUGCGAGCAUCUGCACCGCCUUCUCGAGCACUUUUGCACCCACGUCCUCAAGCUGCCCCCCGGCCAACUCGGCGCCCCUCAGAUUGCCGCAUCACCCGGAGUCGUUGGGGUUCAGGGGCACUUCAAGAGCAGCGUUCACGAAGUUUUCAAGGGGGUCUACUUCGAAAAUUUGGAGGCGCGUGGAGAAUUUCAGAAAGCCUUGCUUCACUUCCUCGACCACCCUUCUGCGAACCUAGCGUUUAGCGCCGAGUUCGUGAGGUACACAAAGCCCGGCAGUGAGGUCAUUGACAAGAUCUGGGACGACUCAGUGUACAGCAGCAAUCGGAACUGGCGCACUCUUGGUUCAUGCAAGCUCCAUGACCCACGGAUCCUCUGCUCAGAGGAGGGCAGCUCAGAGCGCGCCUCAGACCACUUCAUUGGCAUCCGGGGCGGGUCCGAAUUAAGCGGCGCGCUCCAGGUCGACGUCGAUCUGCUGCGGGCUUACAACGCAGCGGCGGGGGUGGCUGGGAAGUCGGGGCUUAGACAGCGGCAAGUCCCUGCUCGUCGCAAGUGCCCCGACGAUGAUCUCGAACGGGAUGAACCGAUGCAGAGGGACCUUGGGCCGGAGGAGAGGGCACGUCUGCUGGAAUGCGCUCAAGCAGACCACCCUGGGGCGACCCUGGGGGCGGAGAAGCAGACCCGCCCGGGCGUCUUCACCGUCAAGAUCUGCGCCCCCCCCGGUAGUCGCACCUGCUGCCUUGCUGGACGCGAGCAUGGUAGCGAGGGCAACAGGCAGUACUUGCUUUACCGGCGGGCGAACCCUGGAGAGGUGUUCUACCGCUGCUUCGCCCCAUCGUGCCAGGGUCAGAAGAACGAACGGCUUCUCUCUCUGCGAGCGACCGACUUCGGUUGGAGCGAGGACUACUCCCUGUCAACGGGGAUGCGGCCUUACCCCACAAUGGAGAUCCGCCCGGACCUCCUCCAAACAAUGCUAGUGAAGGCGAACAAAGGGAUCGGAAAGUCGAAGGCCGGGACUACCUUUCUGGUGGACAUGCUCCGGAAGAACCCCUCGGCCACCUGCGUCGUCAUUGCCAGCAACGUGGCGCUGGCUGACAAGCACCGCGAGGAGCUCCACCGGGCGGGCUUGACGGACUUCGUUCUCUACUCCGAUGUGGAAGGCCCCAUCAAGGACAGGAGGGUUGUCGUCUGCAUCAACUCGGUGCCACGACUCUCUUCCCUCCGAAAGGACAUCGUCUACAUGGACGAGAUCGACAUGACCCUCAGCAACCUGAACUCCGACGUCAUGAAGGACCGUAGGAUGGUCUUCAUGGCCCUGCACGCGCUGGUUGAAGAAGCCCGUGUAGUGGUCGGGUUGGACGCCAACGUCGAUAGCGCACGCGUCCUCGAGUGGGUCCAGAGUAUCCGCCCUGAGGCCGCCAUGCACGCCAUCCGCAACUCCGGAGUCCGCCCAUCCAAGCGAACGGUGACCAUCCGACCGCUGCCUUUCGGGUUCAAGGGGGGCGACCGCUUCGCUCCCGUCAUCGACUGGAUUCUCGAGAAGGUGGACGCAGGGGAGAACGUUUGGGUCGCAUCGGCGAGCCGGUCCUUCAUUGAACAGCUCGAGCAGGAGUUCCGGCUGAGAUUCGCGGACACAGGCAAAAGCAUUCUCACCUUCCACGGGGGGAAGACGGCAUCGGGCGAGAAAGAGCAGCUUCGACAGGCGGUGGCCGACCCAGACAACCGCAUGGUCGCCCACUGCCUCGGUUACUCUCCGACAGUCGGCCCAGGGGUCUCGAUAGAGGUCAAACACUACCAUCGGGGGGUAGGAAUCGCCCUGAACCGGCCGAAUGACGGCCCUGAUGUCUUCACCUUCCAGCAGAUGCUUCAAAGAGUGCGGGACGGGGGUGAUAUCGACAUCUUCUACCUGGAAACCCCCCCGCCCAAGUUCGUGCCCACGACCAAAGAGGCCGUGUUCAGGACAAUCGAACGGCAAGACGCCCAGCUACACGCGCUCGUGAAGCCAUCGGAGGUUCUCGACUUCAUGCAAGGGAGGGGCAUGCACGCUGUCUGCGACCGCACGUCCCCCACCUGCAUCGUGUACGCCAACAACGUGCUGGCGCGCUAUCGCAGCAUGACCGACUACGUUGAGCUUCUGACGGAGGACCUUGAGAAACAGGGCCUUUCAGUCGUGCACAGGUUGGGCGAAGUCGAAAGAGAAGAAGACGAGCAUAGGCUGCCCGCGAGGCAGGGUCCCGAUGCAAGCGAGAAUCCUGACGCACGUCUCUCGGACGAGGAGUGGCGAAAGAAAUUCUGCAUCUCGCCAGAGCAGAACCGCGAGAUUCUGAGCAAACGGGAAGCGCUUGAGGGUCUGAGCGACCUGGAGGAGAAGCAACGAGAGGUGUACUUCUAUGCCAACGAGGUGUAUGGUGUGGACUACAACCGUGUCAAUCGUGCCUUCUUCGCGGACUUUUGCGACGAGGAGAAGAAGCACAUGUACCUGAACUACAAGCGCUUUCUGCGGACGUCUUCGUUCGAGGAACUUCAGGGCCGCUUCGAGUCCUCCAUGAGCUAUGCGAAUGAUUGCCUCCCAACCAAGGACUACCUGGAAGAACGCAACCGGCCCAAGAACCUCGUCUUCUUUGCGUUCCGCCUUCUCGCUGCAAUGCUCAACGUCGAGCACAACGCUCUUGAUCGUUCUGCAUCGGGAGCUUCUUAUAUGGUUGCCGAGAACAGCCUCCAAAACGCCUACUCCCUCCUCGUUGCCCCCCAAUUGGCCGAGGCAAAGCGCUGGUACGGCAUCAAGCAGAGCAAGGUCCAAAGGAACGAGAAGAACGAACCAAUCAUGACGGAUACGUUGAAGCGCAACGUCGUCAAAGGGAUACUAAAGAAGGGCCUCGGGCUGAGCUUCGUGGAUGUACCAGGCAAGAAGAGCAACAACGAGUUUGUGAGGCCCCACGAAUUUAGCCCGGAGCUCUAUAGAGAGGUCCAUGCUACAUAUGGCAAAGUGCCUAAGUGCUAGACUUGGACAGUCAGUCCAAAGAAGAGUAGUGACGUCAAAAAGUGUUGCUAGGCUUAGAGGGUCUUUUUAACGGAGUUCUUCGUAGCAAGCCUUUUCCCUCCACGAAACCUAGUUCAAGAGACCGAUCAGUAUUUAUGCAAGCCUCUUCUAGAGACCCAAUCUCCUCGAUGUACCCCUUUUGUAUGCAACCGUUCUCUUCGAGUAGUUUUCGAGCAACAGCGAGAACAUGUUGCACCUCUUGAUCACUAUAUCCAAUCUCAAUUUGAGAACACUUUGCACAGUUCAGGUAGCCUGCGAGGUAGCUCAUUGAAGUCAUCGAUGUUGCUGG